This is a messenger RNA of Branchiostoma belcheri (Belcher's lancelet), 4675 nucleotides long. RefSeq lists its product as uncharacterized. The transcript has a single exon. The coding region runs from base 209 to 1375 and encodes 388 amino acids. The record is from RefSeq and is a predicted model, not a curated record. NCBI's taxonomy places the organism in Eukaryota, Metazoa, Chordata, Leptocardii, Amphioxiformes, Branchiostomatidae.
GCGGCAGCGUUUUCGGUACACCGCAAACUAUCAGCUAUUUUUAUACCGAUUUCCCAACGAAUCGUGAAACUGUAGUGUGACCAAAAGCACCAUAAAGCCACAGAGACCAACGUACAGCGGGCAGAAGCGAGUUCUGGGUCUAGCUGGUGCUUCAUUUCAUUCAUCUCCAGAAGGACGCCGGCCGGCGUCCUGACAACAACAAGACAACAUGGCGACCGACGCGGAGGUGAGCUGGUCGACAGUAGUAAAGCGAGGAACCACCAGGGAAACGGUUUUUCCUAUAUUCAUUAUGGAGAGAGAAAUUGUCACGAAAGAAGAGGCUUAUGCAAAUCCCAUAAAGGAGGAAGAGAUGUAUCAUUGUCUGAUACAAAGCAUUAAUCCAGCCCACCUGAGAUCAAUCCAGAGAGUACGGGCCUUAUGGAGGGUCUAUCUACACAGUAAUGAAGCGAGAGCGAAGUUGCUGAUCGAAGGGAUCACCGUAAGGGCUAAAUCGGUCGACUGUAAGGAAACGAAUCCUUUCAGCCUGAAACACAGAAUGCAGAACAUGAACAACACACUAAUUACAAUCAAGGACAUUCCAGAAUCAGCUGAUGACAGCAUUAUAGUGGAAUUCCUGACUAAUGCAGGGUGCAAAACAGUCGGACGAGUGAAUCACAGAAAAAUCAGAUAUAACAACCGACUUACCAACUGCAGCAACGGAGACAGGCUGAUUUACAUCGAACAAAAACCCACAAAAGCCAUACAACGAAAUGUGAAGAUUGGGACACACUGGGCGCGAGUCUUCUACAACGGACAAGAACUAGACCGAGAGCAGAUAACUCACACAGCCAGCGACCAAAAUAAAGCAAAUGAUGACACUCAGACCGCUGUCAGCACACCUACAACAGAGUCAAAUAUGGACUUCAUUGAUAGAGCGUAUGAGGAGCAUGUAAGCCAAACUGGAAAGGAAAAUAAUACAUCCACCAUGGGGGAAUCCCCAAACACCGAAGAUAAACAAAAACAAUCAGAAGAAAGUGAAAGUGACGACAAGUCAACAGAACCUACGACCAAGAAAGAUAAGAAAAAGAAAAAGAAAAAAAAACAAGGCAAGAAAAAACAAGACGACAACACAAAAGAAGAUGACACACCGGUUAUGCAGAAGGAGAAGCCAAGACAAAGAAGUAACUCACUUGGCGAUAUGGACGAAGCAAAAGUGUCAUCAAUCUUAAAAUACCUACGAAAAGGAAAGGAAUCUCAACCAGCGAAGAGGCCUCGAGAGCCAAGCUCGUCGUCCGAAACAGCACAGACAUUGCCAACAAAAAAAGCACAGAUGGAGGACCUACAACAGCGGGAAAGCUCAUUUGCCGAGGAGGAAACACAAACCGCAGUGACAUGAACGCUAAUGCAGAUAAAGCGACGUCAUCUACGGGAAAGAAAGCAGAACGGACUAGACUACGAAUAUGGAUUAUUGAUUAAGACUCUUUAUACAUACAGAGACAACAAACAUACGUAAGUAUUUGUUUACAAACAUUGGAACUAUGGCUCGACAAGAAAAAUUAAGUGUACUAUCCCUGAAUACAAGAGGGCUAAGAGAAAAAGAAAAAAGAAUGCAAAUGUUUACAUGGUUACAGCAUCAAAAGACAGACGUAAUCUUUUUGCAAGAAACGCACUUCACAGCUGAAAUAAUAGAGCAAAUUAGGAUGGAAUGGAAAGGAAAAAGUUACCACAACGUUGGAACAAAUUUAAGUAGAGGGGUAAGCAUUCUAUUUAAACACAACAUAUCUAUUACUAAACAGGAAAUACACAGUGAUAACAUAGGAAGAAAAAUACUAAUAAACUGUGAAAUUAAAGGGGAAAUGAUCACUUUUGUUAACAUCUAUGCCCCUAACACACAAACCACUAGAAAGUGUUUCUUAAAAGAACUUAUCAAUUGGCUACACGACUACAAUAUAUACGAACUUAUUAUUGGAGGAGAUUGGAACACAAUCUUAGAUCUUAAGAAGGACAAGCAACCAGCUUCAAGACAAAAUAAUACAUAUUACACAGAGGCAGCUUCAAUAAUACACAACAUUUGUAAAAUAUUCCAACUAUAUGAUGUCUGGAGAGAAACAUAUCCAGAGAAACUACAGUUUACUUGGAGAAGAUUGAAACCCUCAGUAGCUUGUAGACUGGACUUUUUUUUAAUCCAGAAAUCCUUUAAAAGUAGAGUAAGCGGUACCGACAUCAGACCAGCUACACGCACGGAUCAUCAAGGGAUAACAGUCAAAAUAGACACUAAAACAGAAGGCAGAGGGCCUGGACUAUGGCGAUUUAAUAACAGUUUAUGCCAAGACAAGAAUUACAGAAAAAUGUUAAUACAAAUAGUGGAACAUUUUCAAAAUAGAUACAAAGAAGAAGAUAAUAGAACACUGUGGGAACUAUGUAAAAAGGGUAUUAAAGAAAAAACAAUUCAAUACAGUAAACAAAAAGCGCGCCUUCGCUCAAAAUGUGUGCGAACGCUCGAAAAAGAACUUCUAGAUUUAGAACGACAACUAAACGACAAUAACGAAAUUUUACUAAAAUACAACCAAGUAAAGGAACAACUAGAUAAAUUUUAUAAGUACAAAGCAACAGGAGCAAGGAUAAGAGCAAGAACAAGGUACUAUGAAGAAGGCGAAAAGUCUACAAAAUUAUUUCUAAAUCUAGAGAGAAGUAAUAACAAAAAACACACAAUUACAAAAUUGAUAGGACCAGGAAAUCAAAUGUUUACAAACAACACCGAAAUACUGCAACAAUGCAAGGAAUUCUAUGCAAAUUUGUACACAUCCAGACAGGUGCAUGAGGAUGAGAUAGAGAAUUUUCUGGGAAAGGUUGAAAUACCACUCACCUUGUCUGGGGAAGAUAAUAUUUAUUUAGAUAGCACACUGCAUGAUAAAGAUUUCGAAAAUGCGUUAUCGCAAAUGAAAAAAGGGAAAACCCCCGGCUCAGACGGACUUACUGUUGAGUUUUAUCAGGCUUUUUGGGACAUCGUAAGCCAAUUAGUAAUUAAUUCUAUUAGAGAAGGCUUGGAAAAAGGAGAGUUAUCGGUAUCUCAAAGAAAAGCCGUCCUUAAACUGCUACAUAAAGGCGGGGAAGAUAAUAACAUUGAUAACUGGAGACCAAUCAGCUUGCUUAAUGUUGAUUUCAAAAUAUUGACACAAAUAUUAGCGAAUAGGUUAAAACCUUUUUUAUCCAAACUAAUAAAUGUUAAUCAAACUGCUUAUAUAAAAGGGAGAAGUAUUACACAAAACAUAAGACUACUCUUAGACAUCAUGACAUACACAGCAAAAGAAAACAUACCCGGAUUAUUGUUAUUCCUCGAUUUUAAAAAGGCUUUUGAUUCUGUGGAACGAAAUUUCUUAUUUAAAGUGCUAGAAAAAUACAAUUUUGGAAAUCAAUAUACGAAUUGGUUAAAAACAAUCUACACUAAAUGCACAAGCGGAGUUAUCAACAAUGGCUGGAUUUCUGACUUUUUCCUUUUAGGCAGAGGAGUGAGACAAGGCUGUCCACUAUCCGCAAUUCUUUUUCUUUUCGUAACGGAAAUACUAGCAUUAUAUAUAAAUCAAAACAAAGAAAUACUAGGAAUUAAAAUUGUAGAUGGUGAUAACAUAAAAGAAAUAAAAAUCUCUCAAGUUGCGGAUGAUACAACAUUGUUAUUAGGAAAUGAAAAGUCUGUACAUACUGCAAUAGAUACACUGUCUUACUUUAGUAAAAUUGCAGGACCUGAACUAAAUCUUAGAAAGACACAAGCUAUCUGGCUUGGUUGUUGGAAAUUCAGGAAAAAACAAAUACACGGAAUUUCCGUACCCCAAACACCAAUCAAGUCUUUAGGAAUUUAUUUCAGUUAUGAUAAAAAAGAGUGCAAUGAAAGAAAUUGGCAUGAAAAGGUUACAAAAAUAGAAAGCAUGCUAAACAUAUGGAAGAACAGAAAGCUAACUCUAUAUGGAAAGGUAACUAUAUUAAAAACUCUAAUAAUGUCACAAAUAACAUACUGUGCUACAGCUCUAUUAGCCCCAGAACAGGUUAUUGUUAAACUACACCGUCUAUUUUAUCAAUUUUUGUGGUCAGGGAAGAAAGACAAAAUAAGAAGAUCGGUUACCAUAGCAAACUAUGACAAAGGCGGACUAAAAAUGAUAGAUAUCAGAGCACAAAUCGAAGCAUUAAACGCUGGGAUUAUUAGACGUCUUAUGGAUAAUACAUCAGGAGAUUGGAAAAUCAUACCAAGUCUUUAUCUAAACAGCAUUGGAAGUGACUUUCUAAUCUUGAAAAUGCAUUUUAAAAAUAGAUCAAAUUCUCCCAAUCUACACCACAUACCCCCAUAUUAUAAGCAAGCCAUACUUAGUUGGCACCGAGCGGGUGGCGGAAACGUACCCGAACCAGUAACAGCUAACGAAGUCAAAAAUCAUAUUAUUUGGGGGUCUAGCUAUGUCACAAAAACCCAAAGAAAAAGAAAACACGCAUCAUUAUACUACAAGAAAUGGAUAGACGCAGGAAUAAUAUACAUAAGAGAUCUGUUGGAUAAUAACAAUCAUAUAAACGAAUUACAGAUACUUAACAAACUACACGAUAAAAAAAAUUGGCUUGCUGAAAUGUACACCGUUAAAAAUGCAAUUCCGAAAAGAUGGUUAGCACUACUGAACGACACCCAAUGUCAAACAACAGAAUGCACAGAACAAAG